Molecule: messenger RNA, 2167 nt
Organism: Hipposideros armiger (great roundleaf bat)
Lineage: Eukaryota; Metazoa; Chordata; Mammalia; Chiroptera; Hipposideridae
Gene: EFCAB12
Product: EF-hand calcium binding domain 12
Exons: 7
Coding region: 102-1952 (616 amino acids)
Molecular function (GO): calcium ion binding
Source: RefSeq, a predicted model, not a curated record
UGUCAACUCGCAAAACUUAGAAUACCAUUUUUCAGGUAUCUCCACACCCCCACACAAGCGCGCGCGAGCACGCACACGCGCACACACACAGCUCCACGACUAUGGAUUAUUCCUAUGAAACGUUCAAGGCUCUGCUCCAGUCGCUGCUUGGGCUCUGCGAGUCUCAGACAUCAGAUGAUGAUGAUGAAAAUGCCAGCACGGACCCCGUUUUCAAUCCUGAACUGGUCACCGCCCACUGCUUCAAGCAGUUCAAGCAGGAGGACUUUCACCUGCCUCAAAGCCGUCGGCGGCUCAUCAUCUUGCCUCAAAAGGAGGACCCGGUGCCCAUCAGUCCCACACCCCAACCCCAGGCUCCCCCACAGCCCAUCCCCAGCUUCAAAACCCUGGAAGCCGGGGACACCCAAGAGCAGCCGAUGGACACGAGGACCUGGCUGAGGCAGAGGAUGAAGUUUCGGCAGGACCUGGCGUCAUUUGGCAACACAGAGAGGUGGCUGCAGAACAAGCCCAGUCUCACGCCUUCAGAGGUCAAGAUCUUACACAGGAUCCGCACGGAGCGCAAGGCCCAGGUGAUGGCCCACCUGACUACGACCAGACCAACCAAGGAGAAAAACCUUCGCCACUCCCACCGAUGGGUGCCCCAGCUCCGACUGCCCAAGCCCUCUGCCCUGUCAGCCUUGUACUCUUACCUGCGCAGCCACAAGAUCAAGAUCCUGGAGAUAUUUGACAAGGUCAACUGGGGCGAUAACCAUAGGCUCUCCAGGGAGGAGUUCAUUAUGGCUCUGAGGGUGAUAGGAGUCCCUCUGGGAAACCAGGAAGUAGAGGAUAUUGUGAUUUAUCUCACCUCUCUGGGGAAGGACAAUAGCAUCACCAUGGAUAUCCUGACCAACACCUACAAGCAAUGGUCUUUGGCCCAGCAGAGAAAGGUGCUACCAAGUACAAGGAAGUAUUAUAGAUCUCCCAGGCACAGAGUUUCCCCACGACAUCAGUCCAAGAAGCAGAAGGUGAAGCAGAAGGUGAAUUUAACCCCCCAGCCUCCCAAGAUGGACCUGCUGACAGUGCCCGUGGUUGACACCCAGGAGGCAAGGCCCAUGACCCUGGAGGAGAUGGAGGACGUCGGCAAGCGGUACCGAGAAAGGAAGCGGCAGUGCAAGCUCAAGAUCCCCUCCAUCGAGUACACAGAGCGGUGCCGCCUGGUGCGCAGCGGGAACAAGCACUUGGAUGAGCACUGCCUCCCAUCCACCAUCAGUGGGGAGAUGAAUGAGCUCAUCAACAUGUUCCACAGGGACAACUUUCUGGUCUACCUGCAGUGCCAGAAGCUCUGUGAGUACUACGGCCUCCCACUGACGGAGGACAUCCUUGUGAAAGCCCUGCUGUACCCGGGGGACAAGAUCAUCUUCCAGAAGGACCAAGUGCUCCCCAUCCGGCAGCCAGGAGGCUACUACUCAGACUUGAGGGUCUUCGGUCCAACUCUAGCCCUGCCCCGGUCCCUGGCCUUCAAAGAGCCUGUGGCUAAGAAGACUGACAAGCUGAGUGUCAGACCCCCUUCCCCCUUCCGUUUUUGCCUCCUGCCCUACUGCUGUCAUACUUGGGGUAUCACACUGUAUCAGACAGUGUCUCUGUCUGAACCCGGCAUGUCCGACUGGGUCACCAUGGCCUGGCCAAUCCCCAGUGUCACCCCUGGCACAUGUCUCAGGGCCACAGCCUCCUUGCCUCACUCCGACACAGCUACCCUCCUGAUCCCAUUCCACAUGAUCUCAAGCUCUCUGGGAAAGACUGUAAAGUGGGACUUCUUAAAGAAUCAGGAGGCCCCUUCGCCAAUUAUGGGCCGGGUAUCAGGGGCCCUCCAGAGGACAGUGGUGGCAACCCCUUCCCCUGCCCUGACUUCUCUGGCAAGAAGGGGGCUCACAGCCCCUGGGAGGAGAAAAGAACUCUGCACUGAGUAUUGUCCGUGACCCUCAGGUCACCCUGAGUCUUCUCUAAGAAAAUGUCCUUCUCUGGAAAGAGUUGAAACAUGGAUGCUGGCAAUGAGCCAGCAUCCAUGGGUAACUGCAGAUUGGAGAACAAGAGGCAUCCUGCAGAGGGAUGGGGCCAGCAUGGGAGGAGAAGAGGACAGCUGACUGGAUACCAUGAAGGGGGGGCGGCCCUGGACCUGCCCAUACUCUGGAUC